Molecule: messenger RNA, 3355 nt
Organism: Falco peregrinus (peregrine falcon)
Lineage: Eukaryota; Metazoa; Chordata; Aves; Falconiformes; Falconidae
Gene: TMC7
Product: transmembrane channel like 7
Exons: 16
Coding region: 113-2263 (716 amino acids)
Cellular component (GO): plasma membrane
Molecular function (GO): mechanosensitive monoatomic ion channel activity
Source: RefSeq, a predicted model, not a curated record
CCGCCCCCGCUCCGCCAGCAACCGCGGCCCCGCGGCAGCUGCAACCCCGCCGGCUCCGUAACGCCCGGAAACGGCGGCACCGACGGGGAGCCGUGGCUGCUCCCGCGCAGACAUGAGCGAGCGCGGGGCCGCGGCGGAGGCGCCGGGCUGGCUGGCGGGCAGCGAGCUCUCCCGUCCUGAGGAGCCGCGCGGGGCCGCACCUGCGGGCUUCCUGCAGCAGCUGCCCAGCUACCAGUCGGCGCUGAGGCGGCGCGUCCCCGCCGCGGGCACCCAGGAGCGGCGGGCGGCGCCGCGGGGCUCGGGGCGGCUCGGCAGCGCUGAAGCCCGGGGGCCGGAGCCGGAGGGAGACGAGCUGCCCGCCCGCCCCGCGAGGGAGUACCCCCUGAGCAUCGCGGAGAAGCGGAAAUUAAGGGACUGCCAGCAGGCUGAUAUAAAAUACGAGUCUGGAUGGAACAAGUGGAAAAGAACUAGCAGUAAAUCAUUGAAAAAAGUUCUCAAUGAAGUCAAGGAGUUGUCGUCUUACCUGGAGCUUUGGCGACAUGAUAUUCACAGCAUAGAAGGGAAAUUUGGUACUGGCAUCCAGUCCUACUUCUCCUUCCUGCGUUUUCUGGUCCUGCUGAAUUUUAUAAUUUUUAUCCUGAUGUUCAGUUUUGUUACCCUUCCCAGCGUCAUUUCUACAUAUGGAAUAUUCAACAGUAGCUUUGCUAAAAUUCCUCCAAAGAACAUAGAGCCUCACUGCACAGUUUAUAAACCUAGUGGUAAUAAGGGACUUGUUUACUUCUAUACUUACCUCAAAGAUUUGCUCAGUGGCACUGGAUUCCUUGAAGCGACAACUUUAUUUUAUGGCUAUUACACAAUAGAUGCUGCAUGGCUCAGUAUCCUGAGGUACAACUUGCCACUAGCAUAUCUGCUGGCUACGUUUGCCUACCUUGCAUUAAGUCUCCUCUGGAUAAUAAAAAGGUCUGUGGAAGGCUUUAAGCAGAACUUGGUGCAUGAUGAAGAUCAAUUUCAGAGUUACUGUAACAAAGUUUUUGCAGGGUGGGACUUCUGCAUUACGGAUCCAAAUGCAGCACAGCUAAAACAUCGCAGCUUGCAAUAUGAGCUCCAAACAGACUUGGAGGAAGAAAGACUGAAGCAAAAAAUAGCUGACAGGACAAUGAAAGAAAAGCUACGCAUCUACUCUCUGAGAAUAUUUAUAAACAUAAUUGUCAUUGCAGUUUUAUCAGGAUGUUUUUACUCUAUUUAUAGAGCAACUGUCUUCUCUCAAGAAAACUCCAAUGACAUCAACAACACGAACUUCCAAGCUAAUCUCUUAGUGCAGUAUUUGCCUUCCAUGGUGAUCACAUUGGCCAACUUCAUUGCUCCCCAGAUCUUCUCAUUUCUGAUCAGAUUUGAAGAUUAUUCACCAGCCUUUGAAAUCAGGCUGACACUCAUGAGGUGUGUCUUUGUGCGGUUGGCCAAUAUCGGUGUUCUCUUGUUCUCGCUGUGGAGUCACAUCUCCUACUGUGCCACUGAUGAGUGUAAGGCCUGUGGAUACAAUUACGAACUUUAUCCUUGCUGGGAAUCUGAAGUUGGGCAAGAAAUGUAUAAACUGAUGAUAUUUGAUUUUAUGAUAAUUCUUGCUAUGACCCUGUUUGUGGACUUUCCUAGAAAGUUGUUAGUUACUCAUUGCUCUUGCAAGCCAGUUCAGUGGUGUGGAUUGCCGGAAUUUGGAAUUCCUGACAAUGUCCUGGAAAUCAUUUAUGGGCAGACUAUCUGCUGGAUUGGAACCUUCUUUUCACCACUUCUCCCUGCAAUAGCAACUAUAAAAUACUUCAUCAUAUUUUACAUUAAAAAGAUCAGUUUGAUACACACACGUAAACCUGCAGCUAAGCCUAUCAGAGCAUCAAGUUCCAAUUUUUUCUUCUUGGUGGUGCUGUUGAUUGGGCUCCUCUUGGCUUUUAUUCCUUUGGGAAUCAGCAUAGCAUAUAUCCCCUCCUCCAAAGCAUGUGGGCCGUUCAGGAGUUUUAACACUUCAUGGGCAGUUGUUCCAGAUACAGUGCUUGGGUUUCCAACAGGUCUGCAGCAGAUCCUUUAUGGCAUAGCAUCAGAAGCCUUUGCAGUGCCUUUUUUUCUGGUCGUUUGCCUCGUUAUGUUCUAUUUUAUUGCCUUGGCUGGAGCACACAAGCGAGUGGUUGAGCAGCUGAGGGAGCAGCUGGUUAUGGAGAGUCGUGACAAGCUGUUCCUGAUCAGAAAGAUAACGGAAGCUCAGAGGCAUCUUUGAAAACCAUGAAACCCAAGAAAAACCUGACUUCCUGAAACUCCCAGAACCACUAAAUAAGAGCAGAAGCAUCUGCAGCACCUAAAAACUGAGCAGCUGACCAGCACCCUGGCACUGUGGUCUGUGUGAUGGACGCUUACGGUCUUAGUCUAGAUUAUGCUAGUGAGCCUUAAAGUUUCUAAGACUGGAAAUUUAGUUCAUUUAUACUGUGUUGGACCUGUCCCAGAAAUUGUAUGGUAGGACACAUUAUUGCUGCUACAAUUUCAGGGUUGUUGGGGUUUAAGUCCCUAUUUUUUUUCAGGGGUUUGGGGUAAAAUGUGAUCAGAACUGAAACUUUUAAGAAUUCUGCACUGCUCUUACAAUUGAUGCUUUAAGACUCAGGAGCGAGGGGAAAGGUGUGGUUUCACAUGUUCCCAACUCACUUAUCUUUUAAAACCAAAGCAAGAAAGAGGCGUGGGUCAGUAUUUUUAAAUAGAAGAAACGAUGGCAUGAGGUUGAAAGCAGUUUUCUAAAUAUUUUUAGAGAGGAGACUUUCUUUAUUUUGCUGUGAAAUAGCGAGUGCAGUUGAACACUGGAUAACUUCACAAAAUGGUUCAGAGAAAACAAGCUGAUAAAAGAGCUCUGAAUAAACACUGGGAAUAGGAAGAGGCCACCCAUCAGGUCACCAAGCAGCACACGGCUGGCGCAGGGAAAGCCAUUGCUCUUGGGUGCCAGCCUCUCUGCUCUGAAGCAGCCUUUUUUUUUUUUUUUUAAUAAUUAUUUUUUUAAAUGUGUUAGGGCAUUAUUACUUGUGUUUUAUUCUUGUACAAACAUCUUGACUACUGUUCUUUGUUCUAAAGUAUGGAUAUUUAGAGUUAAGUUGCAGUUAGGAAAUACAGCGUUCAGAAGUGUGUGUCAGGAUCAUUCAAGUUGACGUUUAUUCUGGCCUGAGUGAACCGCUGGAGCCGUGGGGCUCGGAGCGCUGGUUGAGUAGACUGAUAAUUGUUUUCUUCAUUCAAAGAUUGUGCAUGAGGGUUUUCUGUACAGAGUCGUGUUUGUUACUUGAAAUUUGCAGCAGUACUCUGUUAGUUAAUAUGUGAGAAACUGUUCUCUCUA